Molecule: messenger RNA, 663 nt
Organism: Pochonia chlamydosporia 170
Lineage: Eukaryota; Fungi; Ascomycota; Sordariomycetes; Hypocreales; Clavicipitaceae
Product: ubiquitin-like protein (HubA)
Exons: 1
Coding region: 1-663 (220 amino acids)
Biological process (GO): mRNA splicing, via spliceosome; protein modification process
Cellular component (GO): cytoplasm; nucleus
Molecular function (GO): protein tag activity; protein binding
Source: RefSeq, a predicted model, not a curated record
AUGGCAGAUGAACCGCCAAGACGAUCGCGCUCACGGUCACCAUCACGCCGUGGGCCUCGACCAAACCGUGGCGGGUUCAGGUGGAAAGACAACAACCGAAGGAACGACGAUCGAGAUAGUGGCCGUCGUCGAGACUUUCGCGACCGUUCUAGAGACAGGGACAGUGGCAGAGACAGAGGACGAGGCUACAGAGACGGAGAUGGUGAUCGGGACCGCGAUAGAUACAGAGAUGGACCCCGGGACAGGAACAGGGACAGGGAAAGGGACAACAGAGAUAGAGAUCAUAAGGGCAACCGCGAUGACAAUCGAAGAGGCCCAGACCGAUUGCGGUCGCCUCGACGAAAUGACCGAGAUUCUCGAGACAAGGGAGACAGCAAGAAAGAGAAGGCCAGCAAACCCGCCCCAGCCCCAGCAGCCGGAGGCGAAGAAAUGAUUAUUGUCCACGUCAACGAUCGUCUAGGAAGCAAAUCUGCUGUUCCAUGUCUCCCGUCGGACACGGUUGGGCAGUUCAAGAUCAUGGUAGCCGCUCGUAUUGGACGAGAACCAAACCAAAUUAUGCUGCGAAGACAAGGAGAGCGUCCAUUCAAGGAUCACAUUACAUUGGAAGACUAUGGAAUCUCGAAUGGCGUUCAACUAGAUCUGGAGAUUGAUACGGGCGAUUGA